AUGGAGGGCACGGCGGUCGUUGAGAUGGCCGAGAUCGCUGGCACGUUCGAGGGAAACCUCACGGCCACCAAGGCGCUAAAGCACAUUGGAGGUGGCACCAGCAUUGCUUCUUGCUCUCUCACGGUGUCAGCGCCUGCUGUCCAGCUGCCCCGUGUCGCGCUUGUUCAUCCCUCCCUACCUCCCGCCCCGGAGACGUAG
Messenger RNA from Ectocarpus siliculosus, 198 nucleotides. The record is from the annotation of a GenBank genome assembly. NCBI's taxonomy places the organism in Eukaryota, Phaeophyceae, Ectocarpales, Ectocarpaceae.